Procambarus clarkii (red swamp crayfish) is the source of this 1512-nucleotide messenger RNA. Lineage: Eukaryota; Metazoa; Arthropoda; Malacostraca; Decapoda; Cambaridae. The record is from RefSeq and is a predicted model, not a curated record.
AUGGUCACACUGGGGGACCUGCCUCCCACUGUCAUGGUCACCCUGGGGGACCUGCCUCCCACUGUCAUGGUCACCCUGGGGGACCUGCCUCCCACUGUCAUGGUCACCCUGGGGGACCUGCCUCCCACUGUCAUGGUCACCCUGGGGGACCUGCCUCCCACUGUCAUGGUCGUCCCGGGGGACCUACCUCCCACCGUCAGGGUCACCCGGGGGGACCUGCCUCCCACCGUCAUGGUCACCCGGGGGGCCUGCCUCCCACCGUCAUGGUCACCCGGGGGACCUGCCUCCCACUGUCAUGGUCACCCGGGGGACCUGCCUCCCACCGUCAUGGUCACCAGGGGGGACCUGCCUCCCACCGUCAUGGUCACCAGGGGGGACCUGCCUCCCACCGUCAUGGUCACCCGGGGGACCUGCCUCCCACCGUCAUGGUCACCAGGGGGGACCUGCCGCCCACCGUCAUGGUCACCCGGGGGACCUGCCUCCCACCGUCAUGGUCGCCCCAGGGGACCCGCCUUCCACCGUCAUGGUCACCAGGGGGGACCUUCCUCCCACCGUCAUGGUCACCAGGGGGGACCUGCCUCCCACCGUCAUGGUCGCCCCGGGGGACCCGCCUCCCACCGUCAUGGUCGCCCCGGGGGACCCGCCUCCCACCGUCAUGGUCACCCGGGGGACCUGCCUCCCACUGUCAUGGUCACCAGGGGGGACCUGCCUCCCACCGUCAUGGUCGCCCCGGGGGACCCGCCUCCCACCGUCAUGGUCACCCGGGGGACCUGCCUCCCACCGUCAUGGUCACCAGGGGGGACCUGCCUCCCACCGUCAUGGUCGUCCCGGGGGACCUGCCUCCCACCGUCAUGGUCACUCAGGGUACCUGCCUCCCACCGUCAUGGUCACCGGGGGGACCUGCCUCCCACUGUCAUGGUCACCCUGGGGGACCUGCCUCCCACUGUCAUGGUCACCCUGGGGGACCUGCCUCCCACUGUCAUGGUCACCCUGGGGGACCUGCCUCCCACUGUCAUGGUCGUCCCGGGGGACCUGCCUCCCACCCUCAUGGUCGUCCCGGGGGACCUACCUCCCACUGUCAUGGUCACCCCGGGGGACCUGCCUCCCCCUGUCAUGGUCACCCUGGGGGACCUGCCUCCCACCCUCAUGGUCGUCCCGGGGGACAUACCUCCAACUGUCAUGGUCACCAGGGGGGACCUACCUCCCACCGUCAUGGUCACCAGGGGGGACCUGCCUCCCACCGUCAUGGUCACCAUGGGGGACCUACCUCCCACCGUCAUGGUCACCAGGGGGGACCUGCCUCCCACCGUCAUGGUCACCAGGGGGGACCUGCCUCCCACCGUCAUGGUCACCAGGAGGGACCUGCCUCCCACCGUCAUGGUCACCAGGGGGGACCUGCCUCCCACCGUCAUGGUCACCCGGGGCCUCCAGUGCUCCACGUUAUGGCCUCCACAGUUACAUCAGGAGGUAAACAACAGUGCAAGAACAGGUGAUGAAACUUUGAACGUGUGA